Molecule: messenger RNA, 631 nt
Organism: Sorghum bicolor (sorghum)
Lineage: Eukaryota; Viridiplantae; Streptophyta; Magnoliopsida; Poales; Poaceae
Exons: 1
Coding region: 35-319 (94 amino acids)
Source: RefSeq, a predicted model, not a curated record
GCAAACACGAGCAAACAAAGGCAAACCAAGCACGAUGCGUCGCGAGGGCCGGCAGCACGGGUGGGUGUUCACCGUCGACCCCACCCUGGUCGACGCGGAGGGCAAGUGCCGGUCCCGCGCGGUGCAGGUCGAGGGCGCGGCGGCGGCGGCGGCCAACGGCGGGUUCGUCAGGGUGCCGCGCAAGCCCACCAACCACUCCAAGCCCGCCGUCGGCCGCGCGUACAAGGGCCAGAUCGGCAAGGGAUCAGAGGCCGGGUCCGGCAGCAGGCACAAGUUCAAGCACGACGAGGUCAAGAUGUACUACCUCGACCUCCAGUGAGCCGACGACGGCGCCGUCGAUGUGUAUGACGACGUCGACACAUGAGGGCCAACUGCGUUGCAUUCCCAGGAGGAGAGUAUACAUGCAUGCACACUUUUGUUUGUGUCGAUCCGCAGAUUAUUGAGUGUCGUAUCGUCUGUUGUUGUUUUCAUUUUGUGACGGGACUCUGUUGUCAGAAUCAGGAGAACUUUUUUUUUUGAUUGGAGAAUCACGAGAACUUACAUGCACGUGUUGUGCUUCAAAUGUUUCGACCUCAAUGUUGUUAAUUAAAAGUUAAAAUCUCUGGCGGUUGUAAGCUUCCGGCCUUCAUUU